AUGGGAAGCACAAGACGAGCAGUGUCCGGUUCCGUCUUCGGUGUUACCGCAUCUUCCGGGCUCACUGCUGCCUGCCCUCCGUUCGCCGUGUCCAUCGGCGUAAAUCUCUGGCAGUUGGGCAUAUCGUCAACGAACUGCCAUCGCGUCAGAAGGGAGAUAAAGUCCCGUCGAUUGAAUGACGAGUCGUUUAGAAAAGAGGAGGAGGAGUACAAAGCGAAGAAACGUCACCACCCGUUGGUAGAUGUUGCCCUGGGCGUCACCCUCAAGGCCGCUUGUAUGACAGCGACUUUGGGCAUAAUUGGCUUCGACAAUAUAGGAGACGCCUUCGUAGCAAAGUUCGCCGACAAGAUCACCGAUGCCGCGUCUGCCGCUGCCUCUGCAGUCCAUGCUCUCCCCGUUUACAGUCACAUGCCACUGCACGUUCACGUUCCGGAGCAUACCAACGUCAGCAUUCCCGAUCCCAUGUCAAUGUUCCAGGAUGCCAACGGCAGCGACAUUCUGUGCCCCAACAUGAACGAAAUGGAUCUAUCAAGCGCAGACCAGCCUGAAGUACCCGCAACGGCCUAUCUUGGGCACAAUCAUGAUACCGACUUCACCAGCCCCGCCACCAACAACCCCUUCGCAGCCGAGUCGUCCGUAUCAGGGGCCGAGAAGCUUGAAGUCGGACAUCUGACAACCGAAGUGCCUGGAUCGAUGGCCGAACAGUCUGAAAUUGAAGCGCCUACAUCAAGCGCCGAGCAGCUGAAAAUCGACCAUCCUCACUUAUACGGCGCAGACAACGCAAGAAGCAAUGCUUUGUGCCUUGGACAACAGAUCGGGGAAAAGAUAAGCCAACACGUCGUCGACGAUAGUGUCAAGAUUGGCAUGGAAGCAAAAUGGGACGAUUUGAAAGACUUGCACGACAACUGGAACCUUUCCAUCGCUAAGAUCCUUGGAUUGGUCGUUCUGAUCGCCCUGGUGAAUGAGAUAUUCCAGCCGAUACCACAUGCAAGCAGCAUCGUUGCGGAAAAGGCUAUCGAUGCCUGGAAUGGCGGACAGUUGAGCCGUAUGGCGGGAAAGGCCAUCGACGCUUGGAACGAUGGCCAGUUGAGCUAUGUGACAGCGCGGCUUGCGCAUAUUGCUGGCCGGUUGUAG
Colletotrichum gloeosporioides is the source of this 1134-nucleotide messenger RNA. RefSeq lists its product as uncharacterized. NCBI's taxonomy places the organism in Eukaryota, Fungi, Ascomycota, Sordariomycetes, Glomerellales, Glomerellaceae. The coding region runs from base 1 to 1134 and encodes 377 amino acids. The record is from RefSeq and is a predicted model, not a curated record. The transcript has a single exon.